Molecule: messenger RNA, 2469 nt
Organism: Abrus precatorius (Indian licorice)
Lineage: Eukaryota; Viridiplantae; Streptophyta; Magnoliopsida; Fabales; Fabaceae
Product: probable serine/threonine-protein kinase At1g54610
Exons: 9
Coding region: 288-2018 (576 amino acids)
Biological process (GO): positive regulation of transcription elongation by RNA polymerase II; protein phosphorylation
Cellular component (GO): cyclin-dependent protein kinase holoenzyme complex; nucleus
Molecular function (GO): cyclin-dependent protein serine/threonine kinase activity; RNA polymerase II CTD heptapeptide repeat kinase activity; ATP binding
Source: RefSeq, a predicted model, not a curated record
UGCAAGUGACCUGUGUUGUGUUUGGGAUUUGACUUGUGAGAAUGAGAAUGGGAAGAAGAUCUCAUCCUUUUCUUCUUGUCUGAGAGCAAAAGUCCAAACAGUGCAUACAGCACCAAACAAACACACGCACACCCUCUUCACUAUUCAGAUUUGAAACAACCAAUUUUACUCUUACAUUACAAUCACUCGUACUUAGUGGAUGCUGAAAGUUACUCUGUUGGCUGUUGGAAACUCGUAAACCACAGGAAUUGGAAAGCAUGUCGAGAGAUGGAGCUUAGAUUGGAGAAAUGGGGUGUGUGAUUAGCAGGGAAGUGUCCAAGGGAAUAAUCUCUGAGGUGAAGGAAGAGAGGAGUUUGAGUGGUGAGUCUAAGAGGGAGGUGUCAGGGAGCAAAAGGGAGGGUGUAGAGGUUCAGAAUGGGGGGAACCAGAAGGAGAAGGAGAAGGGUGGUGGUGGGGAAGGGGUGCAGCGGCCUCGGGCCGAAAGAAGGAGAUCGAAGGCGAAUCCAAGGCUGAGCAAUCCGGCAAAGCAUUUGCGUGGGGAGCAGGUUGCAGCUGGGUGGCCUCCCUGGCUCACUGCAGUGUGUGGGGAAGCACUCAAUGGCUGGAUUCCGCGAAAGGCUGACACGUUUGAGAAAAUUGAUAAGAUUGGGCAAGGAACUUAUAGUAACGUGUACAAAGCUAAAGACACGUUGACGGGUAAGAUUGUUGCACUAAAAAAGGUUCGGUUUGACAAUUUGGAACCUGAGAGUGUAAAAUUCAUGGCAAGAGAGAUUCUUAUUUUGCGAAGGUUGGAUCAUCCCAAUGUUGUAAAGUUGCAAGGUUUAGUUACAUCAAGGAUGUCUUGUAGUUUGUAUUUGGUGUUCGAUUACAUGGAGCAUGAUUUGGCUGGACUUGCUGCAAGCCCGGGAAUCAGGUUCACAGAGCCUCAGGUAAAAUGUUACAUGCAUCAGCUGCUAUCAGGACUGGAGCACUGUCAUAACCGUCACGUACUUCACCGUGAUAUUAAAGGUUCAAAUCUUCUUGUUGACAAUGAGGGAAUACUUAAGAUUGCCGACUUUGGACUGGCAUCUAUUUUUGAUCCAAACCACAGGCAUCCCAUGACUAGUCGUGUAGUGACCCUUUGGUAUCGGCCUCCCGAGUUGCUUCUUGGUGCCACGGAUUAUAGUGUGGGUGUAGAUCUCUGGAGUGCUGGAUGUAUUUUAGGGGAGUUAUUGGCUGGGAAGCCAAUUAUGCCUGGUCGUACUGAGGUGGAGCAACUGCACAAGAUAUACAAACUAUGCGGUUCACCUUCUGAUGAGUAUUGGAAGAAGUCAAAGUUGCCUAAUGCUACCUUGUUUAAACCUCGAGAGCCAUACAAGAGACGCAUAAGAGAGACAUUUAAAGAUUUUCCACCUUCUGCUCUACCACUCAUUGAUACUCUUCUUGCAAUUGAUCCUGUAGAACGAAAAACUGCCUCAGAUGCUUUAAGAAGUGAGUUUUUUACCACUGAGCCUUAUGCAUGUGAUCCUUCUAGUCUUCCAAAAUAUCCCCCAAGCAAGGAAAUGGAUGCUAAACGACGAGAUGAUGAAAUGAGGAGACUAAGAGCUGCAGGCAAAGCUCAGGCUGAUGGUCCAAAGAAGCACCGCACGCGUGAUCGGGCAGUAAAAGCUUUUCCUGCUCCUGAAGCCAACGCUGAGCUUCAAUCAAAUAUUGAUAGAAGACGUCUAAUCACUCAUGCAAAUGCUAAGAGCAAGAGUGAAAAGUUCCCUCCACCGCAUCAAGAUGGACAACUUGGUUUUCCUUUGGGAUCUUCACAUCAUAUUGAUCCUGAUACUGUUCCUACAGAUGUCUCUUUCACGUCAACCUCGUAUACCUAUUCAAAGGAACCAUUCCAAGCUUGGUCUGGUCCCAUUGGUAACACUGCUGACAUUGGAGUGUCAAAGCGGAAGAAACACACUACAGGCGAUGCAUUGGAUUUAUCAAGACCACUAAAAGGUGGCCUCAAGGAGAAGGCUAAAGGAAAGAAAAUCAUAGCUUAGAUAUUUAGUACAUUCUUAUAGAGUCAAUUAAGCAUCUUCCCUCUACUACCUCACUUUUGAAUGCAGACCAAUGCUGCGCAAUGCGCUUUUAAACGUGUCCUGCUGCUUGCUAGCUUCCUGAGUUAAGUAUAAUAACUUCUGGGUUCUCAGCAAGGCAUAAAAAUCAUUUUUCCCCCUCUUUACACCUUCAAUUUCUUUCUCAUAAUUUCUUAUUUCUUGGUUUUUAUUAAAAUGAAGAGUUCUUUUCUGUUCGAUCUGUUGGUAUGAUGAGAUAAUUACUAUAAUGUACAUCGUGAUUUUUUUAAAGAAGUCCCGUGUUAAUAUCUGAGUUCUGUUUAACUUGUUGAGAAUAGUAUAAAUUCUUGAGCUAUUUUCGUGUUCUCAUCUCUAUUGGGGAUGAAAUCACUUGCGUAUCUUGUAAUCCUUUUAGAAAAAACAGCUCGUCAAAUUU